Messenger RNA from Poecile atricapillus (Black-capped chickadee), 5044 nucleotides. It is a transcript of the gene MAPT, whose product is annotated as microtubule associated protein tau. Bases 181 to 2547 code for a protein of 788 amino acids. Lineage: Eukaryota; Metazoa; Chordata; Aves; Passeriformes; Paridae. The record is from RefSeq and is a predicted model, not a curated record. Gene Ontology annotation, biological process: neuron projection development; microtubule cytoskeleton organization. Gene Ontology annotation, cellular component: neuron projection. Gene Ontology annotation, molecular function: microtubule binding. The transcript has 16 exons.
CCGCCCCGCCGGCGCGGCGAAGGUUCCGGAGCCCGCGCGCGCCCCCGCCCCGCCCGCGCCGCCGCCACCGCCGCUGUCACCGUCACCGCCACCGCCGCCAGCAGCCGGCUCCGGCGCGGACACCCCCGCAGCGGCAGGUACCUUUGCUGAGAGGUGGCAGAGCAGCCUCAGGACACCACCAUGAUGGAGGAUCACGCACCUGGCCAGGAAAAACACUUCUCAUCAGGCUAUCCCCUUCAGAUACCAGUCGAUGAUGGAUCGGAUGAGCCUGUUUCUGAAACAUCUGACGCUAAGAGCACCCCAACUACGGAAGAUGCCACAGCACCUUUAGUGGAGGAAGGAGACCACGAGGAUCAGGGUGGUGUGGAACAGCACGGGGAGAUCCCAGAAGGAACCACAGCUGAAGAGGCGGGCGUAGGAGCCACUCCCAACCUGGAGGACCACGCCGCAGGAGAUGCCACUCAAGGCGAGCUGAGCUCUGCAAAGCUCCAGCCUGGCCCUCAGGAGCAGGUGGGAGAGGCAGGAGAAGGUUCCAGGCAGCCCCCAGAGCAGGGACUGGGGCUUCAGCAGCCGCCUCUGCCCCAGGGAACGAAGGCUCCGGCAGCAGCUCCCACCAGAAUCGAGGUCACCAUCCCAAUCCCCCUGGACAUGUACCAAGGCUCCGGAGGGUCCGAAGGCAGCAGCGAGCUGUGGGAUGAGGGAGGCAGCGCUGUGGAGCCGCAGCUGGGCCCAGGUGUGCACAUGGAGGGUGUGGCAGCAGCAGGUGGCACAGGUGACCGUGAACAGGAACCCUCUCCUCCGUGUGCCACAGCCACGUUAAAGGAAGGUUCUGGUGGACAGGAGAGAGAUGAGGACCGGGAUAUUGAUGAAACUUCUGAGCAGGGUUUGCCUUCCCCUGCGGAUCAGCGUGUUUCCCUGGGACCUGAGAGGGGCUCGUGUCCAGCAGCUGCCAAGGAGACUCGUGAAGAAUGUGAUGGAGAAGACAAGUCCAAAGGUGUCCUCAGAGAUGUCCCAGGAGGGGCAGUUCUGGCUGAAGCUGGGUCACAUAAAGCAGGAGAGGACCAAGAGGAGAAGCCACAGCUGCUGGGGGGAGAAGGAGGCCCAGAUGUCACCCUGUCAGAGCCUUCUGAAAGUGUCUCCCAAAACCAGGCUGAGCCCAAGGAUGGAGAAGAUUCAGGGCCCGUGCUGGAAACAGCCAAAGUCCCAGCUGAGGCAGCAGAUGAUGUGAAGGACAAAGCAGCUCCUUUGGCAGAUGCAGGGGGCCGCAGGAUGCCCAGGAGGAAGCCCAGUGGCCUGGCUGCAGACAAGGGCAGCCGUGUCCCUCUGCUCAAAGGUCGUGUUGACAAGGAAGGGACCGAAGCUGAUGAAAAGAAACCCAAGACAUCCUCACCUUGCCCUGCCAAACCCCCUGGCUCCGUGCCCCCCCUCCGGCACGCAGCUCCCCGCAGCCCUGCCUCUGCCUGCAAACCUUCUGCCAGCUCAGGAGAGCAGGAGACAAAGGCCAAGGGCCCGGAGGCGAGGGGUGGCUCCAAGACGGGCUCGGCGCGCGCGGGGCAGGCGCAGAGGAACUCCACCAACGCCACCCGCAUCCCGGCCAAGACCCCCACGGCCCCCAAGACCCCUCCCAGCUCCGGCAGAAAGGAGCAGAAAAAACCACCUCCUGCAGCAGCAAAGACUGAGAAAGGUGAGCAGCCCAAGUCUGGAGACAGAAGCGGUUACAGCAGUCCCGGCUCCCCCGGGACUCCAGGCAGCCGUUCCCGCACCCCCUCUCUGCCCACCCCACCAGCCAGGGAGCCCAAGAAGGUGGCAGUGGUUCGCACCCCUCCGAAAUCUCCCGCCUCUGCCAAGACCCGCGUGCAGCCGUCGGCCGCGCCCAUGCCCGACCUGAAAAACGUCAAGUCCAAAAUCGGCUCCACGGAUAACCUGAAGCACCAGCCCGGAGGUGGCAAGGUGCAGAUAAUUAAUAAGAAGCUGGACUUUAGCAGCGUUCAAUCCAAGUGUGGCUCAAAGGAUAAUAUCAAACACAUCCCGGGCGGAGGCAGUGUGCAGAUAAUUAAUAAGAAGCUGGACUUUAGCAGCGUUCAAUCCAGGUGUGGCUCAAAGGAUAAUAUCAAACACAUCCCGGGCGGAGGCAGUGUGCAAAUCGUUUACAAACCGGUGGACCUGAGCCAUGUGACAUCCAAAUGUGGUUCCCUGGGCAACAUCCACCACAAACCAGGUGGUGGCCAGGUGGAGGUGAAAUCUGAGAAACUGGACUUCAAAGAUAAGGUGCAGUCGAAAAUCGGGUCCCUAGACAACAUCAGCCACGUCCCUGGAGGAGGCAAUAAAAAGAUUGAGACUCACAAGCUGACCUUCCGCGAGAACGCCAAAGCCAAGACCGACCACGGCGCCGAAAUCGUCUACAAGUCCCCGACCAUCUCCGGAGAUGCCUCCCCGCGCCGCCUUAGCAACGUCUCCUCCACCGGCAGCAUCAACCUGGUGGACUCCCCCCAGCUGGCCACGCUAGCCGACGAGGUGUCCGCCUCGCUGGCCAAGCAGGGCUUGUGAUCACGGCACGGCGGCCACCAGGAGAGAAGACAAGGAAAGGAAACAAAAAAGAAAAGAAACAAAAAUAAUAAUCUGGCCUUCUUCCUCUGUUCCUUUUACAGCUGCUUCCCCGUCCCUAACUGGUUAAUGAUUUAACCUGCUUUUACUGUUCAUUCAGCUCUAGCUCCAGGACUUCAAAAUCAGUGACACUAUGAGGUACAAAACCUCCUCUCCCCCUGCUCCUCGGAGCGCACAGCCCGUCCCCGUCCCCUGCUCCCCCUGCGUCCCUCGCUGUCCCCGCCCGGGAGGGCAGGGAGGGGGCCCGAGGGGCGGCCACAGCACGACGCUGACCCGAGCACCCCACACCAGCACAGGGCAGCGGGUGGCCCUCCCGGGCAGGGGCUGUGACCGUGCCCAGCCCGUGCCCUGCCCUGCCCUGACGCGUCCCGGGUACGCAGCCAGGGCUGCGGGGGGGUGCCCUCCCUCCCCGCCUCAAAUUUGCCUGCUGAUUUGGAAGAAACCUUUUGUUUUUAUUUCCGAAAGCCGAGAUGUGUAUGAAGAUAACGGCCAGGUACCCCCUAACCCGCUCUCAGCUCCGGCAGCUGGAGUUCAGGCGACGCCGGGUGCCCGCUCCGAGGGUCCCGGGGGGCCGUUCCCCUCUCCGUGGCUGUGCUGGAACCGCUGAGUGGAUGAGUAGAGGCUUUUCCCCAUUCCUUUGGCAGCCCCUCGUGUCGUAGAGUAGAUUUGUCUGUAUAUGCUUGGACCGUGCCAGGGUGAUUGUUUUCAUAAAUGAGCAUGUGUUAUAAAAUAAAUGCUGUAAGUAGUUUUGAGCUGCCCCGCGCCGGCUCUGCCGCAGCCCAGCCGGGCCCGGGGAGCUCGGCCGGCCCCGGGAGCCGCAGGAGGAGCCCGGCACCGCAUGUCUGCCGGGGGGGCUGCCGGGGAGCUUGGAUGAGGGGCACUCACAGCUCCAGGGCUGGGAUGGCUCCUGGAUUUGGGUGCAGCUUGUGACAUUUUUGGGUUGUUCUUUUUCUUUCCCUGCAAGGUCAGCUCAGCGAUGGCGGAGGUGGCAGCUCCAUGGCUCUGCUGUGCCGGUGGCAGCGGUGAGACCCCGGCAGGACGCGGGGGAGGCGGCAGCAGCUCCCCCAGCCCGGGGCCAGCGGCUGCUCCCCGGCACUGAACCCCCUUUCCGGGCGCUCCCGGGUGUGAGCUGGCAGCGUCUCACCCCUCACACAGCCCCGAGCACCCCAGCAGCGCUCGGGGACAGGAGCCAGUCGAGUUCAUUCCUUGGCUGCUUUUGUUCCCCUGUGGCUCUCUGGGGAGCACCAGGGGGUCCUGGGCCAUCCCCGCCUGCCCCUUCCCUCUACAACCAAAGAGGCCGAGGUGCCGCCGGUGCAGCUCCGUGUGUCCCGUGGGCACAGCUGGGGCUGCACCCCGGGCUGUGCUGCAGGGAAAGCCGUGCUUUCCCAAGGGCUGCAAUCCUGCUCUGACAGGGCUGGCGGGGGGUCAGGGCCCCUGGGUGUCCUUGGGGUGGUGGCUGGGUGCCACCAGGGCCGUGAGAGCAGCAGUUCCUCCAGGACAGGACGCGCUCCCAUCCUGCGGGAGCUGUGAACCCUCUGCGGGGCUGGGCAGCUGCAGGCCUGGCCGUGGAUGGGGAUGGUUUGGGGGGGCCCAACCCUUCUCUCUGCAGCCCAGGAGCUGCUUUAUGGCUGGGGAGAGGCUGGUCCAGCAGCAGCACCAUGUCCAGCUUGUCACUCGCUCCGUUCACUUGACUCCAUGAUUGUAAGACUCUGUGCUCCGUCCCUGACUCUGUAGCGCUGUAGGAGCCGCCGCGGUUUUUGUCCUUUGUAGAACGAGCAAGUUGGGAGAGCCCUCAAAGCAUCACCUCCUCACCCCUGUGGGCUGCAGGACGGGGUAGCUGAGCUCGCCUGUCCUGUGCCACCCCUGUCCCCUCCGUGCAGCCCCCGAGGGACAGCAGCACCCCGGGCUGGGAUGUCCUUUGUGCGCACCGAGCUCCAGUGAGCGACCCCUUCCUACUCUGAGUGUCCCCAGCCCCGGCUGUCGUCCCUCCCGGGGCUGUGGGGUGCCAGGGCAGCCCUUUCCAUCCACAGUGUCACCCGCUGUCCCCUCCAGCAGCCCGAGCCACGUCCCCUGCCCCAACCCUGCCUUCAAACCCAGGCCUGAGGGUCCCUGUGAGCAGCCGGACAACCUGACCCCGGCUUUUCCUUUACUCCACACACAUCCUGGGUCUGAAAAGGGUUAAAACUGGCACUGAUUUGAAGAAAAAAAAUAAAUAAAAAAUGGUAUUUCUGCACUCCAAAACAAUUCUGCCUGUUAGCAAAGGUCGGUGCCAGCCCGUGUGGUGUCGGCUGCGCCGGGGAGGGGAGGGAAGGUUUGAUCUCAGUGUAUCAUUCUAGCUUAGCUUCUGUCUGUGGGUGUCCAUAGUGUAUCGUGUGUUUAACAACUGGUUUACACUGUUGCCGUAAAAGUGAAUUUGGAAAUAAAGUCAUUACUACGAUAA